CAAAGCUCAAGCUGCCGAACGACGGUCAGUUCGUCCUCGUGUCGCUCGUACGCAUGUUUUUCAAGUAUUCUUGGAGUUCGGCGCUGCACGCGACCGUGGUGAGACUGAUCUUGGCCGCGCUGGUGAGCCCACACGAGCCGCUCUGGGCACCCAUGUUUGAGGGCGGGGACGAGAGUCUUCAGGACGCGGUGGACAUCUCAAAGCUCAGCGACGAAGAUUUUGACGCGAGACGCGGGUUCGUCACCAUAGGGACGUUCAUGCAUAAACCUAACGUUGACUCCGUCGCGUGGUUGCGCUCGGAGGUGUGGCCGCUCGUGCGCGAGCGGUUGCCGGACGCCACGAUGCGCGUGUACGGAUCGUACAUGACCGAGGCGCAUCGCGCAAGAUUUCACGAUCCACGAAAUGGAUUCGAGCUCGUGGGAUUCGCGGAAGAUUUAAACGACGCGAUGUCGAACGCGCGUGUGCUCCUCGCGCCGCUUCGUUUCGGCGCUGGGAUCAAAGGAAAGGUUUUGGACGCGUGGAAAUGCGGCACCGCCGUGGUGACGACACCGAUCGGGAGCGAGGGCACGACGCCCGAGGAGGAGUUUUGGCACGCGUCUACGAGUGAACCGAUCGAUCCCGAUCAUGGCUGGGGAGGAUUCGGCGACGUUGUCACCGCGAGUGAGAUCGCGGACGCAGCGGUGCGAUUGCACGAAGACCGAGAGACGUGGUCACGUGCGCGCCUCAACGGAGCGGAAAUCGUCAAUCGACUCUUCUCACGAGAGAAGAAUGUUUCGGACGUUCUCGACGCGAUCGAGCACGUCGUGACGAACAUCGACACCGUCCGAGAUGAUGACUACGUGGGUCAAUCGUUGUGGCAUCACACCGAGCGAAGCACGAUGUACUUUUCAAAGUGGAUAGAGCUCAGAGAGACGGGAACGAACACGUGA
Messenger RNA from Ostreococcus tauri, 929 nucleotides. Its product is annotated as unnamed product. The annotation marks the transcript as partial. The transcript is spliced from 2 exons. NCBI's taxonomy places the organism in Eukaryota, Viridiplantae, Chlorophyta, Mamiellophyceae, Mamiellales, Bathycoccaceae. The record is from RefSeq and is a predicted model, not a curated record.